CAACUGAAACCGCGCGCCGACUCCGGCUGGCCAUAUGGCGAGACGGCCACCUAACACCCAUGGCAAAUACAGAAGAGAAGGAUAACUCUAAUAAAAAAAAAUUAAGUUUCAUUUUACAACUUAGAAUUAUAUUUAGUUCAGGACGUUGUUAUUAGCACUAUAGACUGUAAAGAUGGUUUUGUUUACAAUGCGGUUUAUGGCGCGAUGGCGUGCGUUUCACGUUUUCGAAGUACCCAGGUCCCCGGGUAGCCAUCCCGCCAAUCCCGCUACUACAGCCACUGUACCGCUACUAAUCCCGCUUCCCGCUCUUCCCGCGUCAUUCUUCGCCAUUAUUGCUCGUCAAACAAGCGCUACGCCGAUUCUGCCGAAACUUCUGCAUAUGAAACGGCAUCAUGGCCAGUAAGCAGCGGCCGAAGCAAUACCGACGUUACCUGGCACCUUUAUCCGAAGAGAGCGUGCCGCGGUCGACGCGUGCUCGGUGGCAUCAGACCGAAAAGGUAGGCUUUUAUAGUCGGUGAACCGUAAGAUUUUAUUGACGAAAUCUUUUUGUUGUCAGAUUCUUGCUGAAGGCGCCCCGCGACCUUUGGAGCAGAAGUCAGCUGCGCAGUCUCACAAUCGUGGAGAUGGUCCGCCAUGUUCUGGACAAGGGAUUGAAGCUUGUUUGACCACUGGCCACCUAAGUGAGACAGACUGCAGUGGGCCAACUUCUCGACAGAGUGAGAUUUCUUUGGCUGAAAUGUCACCGGUGUUGCUCUCGGGUGAAAUUCCGCAAACUGAAAGUAUGUGUGAGGAGGCCGAGUCUCCGUGCAGCGCAGACAGCCUUUCGAGCUUCUCAGUUAGCUCUCCGGGGAGCUCAGAGUGCGAAGAGAAGGACAUUCAGAGCGAAGGAGAGCAGCCUGGCUCUCCUACUGAACAUGUUUCUGAUGCACCAUCAGCAUUCAGCGUCAAGGGUUUUGACUUGACUACUCAAAUUUGCAAAUGUACAACAACGACCGUAGCGGAAGUGCUUGUUCUUCUGCUGUCAUUUCUUGCAAAGCACCGGCCUACUGUGUCAGCCUUGGUUGACAUCCUGCAGCUCUUCAAUGUCGUGUUCCAGAAGGACAUCCUGCCUAGUACAAAGUACCUGUUCAACAAAGCAUUUUCCAGUCCCUCCCUCAUGAUGCAGUAUCACAUGUACUGUGAGUAUUGUCUAGGAUAUGUUGGCAUCCGAGAGCAGCUACGUUUGCAACAGUCAACAUGUCCACAUUGCCACCAGAAAUUUUCAGUGACAACUUCACCCUACUUUCUCAUGUUACCCCUUGCACCACAACUAAAGUUCAUGUUGGAAAAUCAACCAGGGUUGGUCCAGGAACUUCAAUACAGGAAUGAAAAGAAACACAAAAAUAUAUCCUGUCUUGAAGACAUCUUUGAUGGCACUCUGUAUCAGGAACUUUCCAAACCUGGUGGCCUCUUGUCUUUCUGUAACAAUUUUUCAUUUUCUUUUAACACUGAUGGAGCUCCAGUGUUCAAAUCUUCCCGUGCCUCUGUGUGGCCUAUUCAUAUCAUGCUAAAUGAACUACCACCAGUGUCCAGGGAAAAGAAUUUGCUGCUGGCAGGCUUGUGGUAUGGUAAGGGGGAACCAAACAUGGAUAUGUUUCUGAAGUCGUUUGUCGAUGAUGCAAAGCAUCUGGCUACAAUAGGAGUUACAUGGAAGCAUGUUGAUGGUACCCUUAUUAAUAGUAAAUUCGUUGCAACCUGUUGCUGCGUAGACAGCGUUGCUCGUCCUGCGAUGCAAAAGUUAAUGCAGUUCAAUGGCUAUUAUUCUUGUGGGUGGUGUUACCACCCUGGUGAGAACGUAGGUAAUGUUGUCAAGUACCCUGUAGGCCCAGAAUGCUACCCCGACAGGACUAAUGAGACAAUGGAAAAGGAAAUGGAACAAGCAUUUGUAACGAAGACAACCAUUUUUGGUGUCAAGGGCCCGUCUGCAUUGAUAAACAUGCCAAAGUUUGGGAUAGUAUCUGGGUUCGUACCAGACUACAUGCAUGCUGUCCUUCUUGGGGUGGUACGGCAACUAGCAGAGCUAUGGUUCUCGUCUGUUGGUGAAAAGUUUUAUAUUGGAGAGCCCUCGACUGUAGCUAAAAUUAACAAGAGAUUAGAAAGGAUGUUUCCCCCCAAAACUGUUUCUCGACUGCCAAGGCCCAUUUCUGAGCGACGGUUCUGGAAGGCGUCGGAGUGGAAAUGCUGGUUGUUGUACUAUGCUUUUCCUUGCCUGGAUGGCAUUCUUCCAAGAAAAUAUCUUAAACAUUUUGCUUUGCUUUCACAGAGUGUGUAUGCUCUGCUCAAGGACUCUGUGACGCAUACAGAUGUGAAUAAUGCCGACCUUAUGUUGACCGAGUUUGUUUGUGGGAUGCAAGAGUUGUACACGAAAACGUCAAUGACAUAUAACGUCCAUCUUCUCACUCAUCUGCCGAAAAGCGUAAAAGAGUGGGGCCCGUUAUGGGCCCAUUCUGCUUUUGCAUAUGAAUCUGCAAACGGCUUUCUUUUAAAAUUAGCAAAAGGGACACGAAAAGUACCUCUGCAAAUAGCCAAGAGUUAUCUUUUGUACCGCUCUGUGUACUACUUCGUUAAAUGCUACAUCAGGCAACAAACAGUGCAAGAGUUUUGUGAGGGCUUGCUUGGGUCAAAGCGCUUAGUGCAUACAAUUGAGGUGGAGAAAUGCCACCUUAUUAGCAAAGGCUUAAAACAUGGAAGUAGCCACAAUUUUUUUGGUAGCUCUGUUGUUUUACCUGGCAGUGUCUGUACUGUGUAUAAAAGGGUGAUUGCAGGAGGUGAGUUGUUGCACUCUAAAGAAUAUGGUAAAUGCAAGCGUCGAAAUAAUUCCUUUGUACAAUUGAAAAACGGGUUGGGUGGAGAAAUAUUGAAAAUCUGUGUAUACAAGGAAAAUGGUGUUCACCGUUGUGUGCUACUUCUUGAAGAGUAUGUCUCGUCAAGAACGCUUCAUGUGACCCAUGUAAAUGAGUAUUAUUCUAAGCAGAAUGUGAGGAUUGUCUCAGCAGACAAUGUCUUGUCCAAAUUUGUUGUCAUGCGGUCAGGCAACAGGUUAUUUGCCAGCCUUUUGCCCAACUAUUAUGAAAAGGAGUAA
Molecule: messenger RNA, 3121 nt
Organism: Ixodes scapularis (black-legged tick)
Lineage: Eukaryota; Metazoa; Arthropoda; Arachnida; Ixodida; Ixodidae
Exons: 2
Coding region: 737-3121 (794 amino acids)
Source: RefSeq, a predicted model, not a curated record